Guillardia theta CCMP2712 is the source of this 814-nucleotide messenger RNA. RefSeq lists its product as hypothetical. NCBI's taxonomy places the organism in Eukaryota, Cryptophyceae, Pyrenomonadales, Geminigeraceae. The transcript has 5 exons. Bases 328 to 759 code for a protein of 143 amino acids. The record is from RefSeq and is a predicted model, not a curated record.
GAGCGGUGCCCGACUAUGCUGAUGCACGGAGUGGAGGAAGGGCGGGCGAUGAAAGGGGCUCUGAGGUGAGAGAGCUGCAGGAGGUGAAGGCCUGAGUCACGUGAUUGCCUUGUGUCAGCCUCCGCAUACACGAGAUGGAAGAGGAGCUCCUGGCAUUACGACGACAGCGCGAGGCUCGUGCUGAAAUGUUUGGAUGUUGCCUGACAACUUCGACAGACGCUCAUGAAAGAAAUCGAAUUUUGGAGGCAGCGUGCAGAGGGAACAUUGAUCGAGCAGGCACAACAUGCUUUGGAUGUGAAUGAAAGUGGCGUGCAAACUCAAAAGUUCAUGGAUAAUAUCAAGAAACUACAAGACGAAGAAUCAUUUUGGAGGAGGGAGGCCUCGAGACGACUGGAAGAAGUGACAGACACUGAAACCACUCUAAGAAAAUUGCUCCGUGAUCUGCAGCGAGAGCGAUAUCUUGUACGCACCAAGGAAGAAAGAGAGGCAGAACUGAUUGGAGAGAUUCAUAAACUUCAGAACAAGAUUGAGAUCAUCUCGAAAGGGUUCAAACUAAAUGAUUCUCCAUCUUCACCAUCUGAACACCUUACAAGCCAAAGCAGGGAUAUUGACCUGAAUUCUCCGUUCAGCAAUAUUGUUAAGCUGCAAGCUGAGCUUCUGAGGAAGGGCAGAUACGAAGACGCUGAGAGGUUGGCCCUUUCCUUCAACACUAUUCGCCUGCAAAAAUGUAAAUUACUACCUAUCUCAUUUUGCUGGUGACAAAGACCCAGUCAAGACAAGUGAAUUGCGAGACACUGCACUAGGUUGUGUACCC